CCUAUCCUACCCUUGCUGCUAUGUCGCAGAGCUCAGAAGGGCCCUCGGGGGGUAGCAAUCCCCCCGCCUCCCCCACUCAGGGUGCCGCCGCCUCCACCGAGCCGCGAAUCAUCAAAGUCACGGUGAAGACUCCCAAAGAGAAAGAAGAGUUUGCUGUGUCUGAAACCAGCAGUAUCCGGCAGUUCAAGGAAGAAAUCUCCAAGCGCUUCAAGUCCCACACUGAUCAGCUUGUGUUGAUAUUUGCUGGAAAGAUUUUAAAAGAUGAAGACACCUUGACUCAUCAUGGAAUUCAUGAUGGACUUACUGUUCACCUUGUUAUCAAAACACAAAACAGAUCACAAGACCGCCCAGCUCAACAAGCAAACAGCACUGGGAGUACUGCUACCACAUCAACAUCAGGCAGUAGUACCUCAUCAGCAUCUUCAACAACUAGUAACCCUUUUAGCUUGGGUGGCCUUGGAGGUUUGGCAGGUCUGAAUAGCCUGGGCUUAAGUUCGUCAAACUUUUCAGAGUUGCAAAGUCAGAUGCAACGGCAACUUAUGUCCAACCCAGAAAUGAUGGUUCAGAUAAUGGAAAAUCCGUUUGUUCAGAGUAUGCUUUCAAAUCCUGACCUGAUGAGGCAGUUAAUUAUGGCUAAUCCUCAAAUGCAGCAACUGAUACAGAGAAAUCCAGAAAUCAGUCACAUGCUGAAUAAUCCAGAUAUAAUGAGACAGACACUAGAACUUGCUAGAAAUCCUGCAAUGAUGCAGGAAAUGAUGCGAAACCAAGACCGGGCAUUGAGCAACCUUGAAAGUAUACCUGGUGGAUACAAUGCCUUGCGACGUAUGUACACAGAUAUUCAGGAGCCAAUCUUGAAUGCAGCACAGGAACAGUUUGGAGGUAACCCAUUUGCUUCUUUAGUAAGCAAUGCAUCAACAGGAAGAGACAGUCAGCCAUCUCGUACAGAAAACAGAGAUCCUCUACCAAACCCCUGGGCUCCUCAGUCCAGCUCACAGACAUCCACAACAAAUACUAGCUCCAGUGGUGAGAGUGGUGGCAGUAGUAGUGCUGGAAACAGCACCUCUGGCAGUACGGGACAGAGCUCAACUGUACCAAAUUUGGGACCUGGACUAGGAGCUGGUAUGUUCAACACACCAGGAAUGCAGAGCUUACUUCAGCAGAUAGCAGAAAAUCCACAACUGAUGCAAAAUAUGUUAUCAGCACCGUAUAUGAGAAGCAUGAUGCAGUCAUUAAGCCAGAAUCCUGAUCUUGCAGUACAGAUGAUGUUGAAUAAUCCUUUAUUUGCUGGAAAUCCUCAACUUCAGGAACAAAUGAGACAACAACUUCCAACUUUUCUUCAGCAAAUGCAGAAUCCUGACACAUUAUCAGCCAUGUCAAACCCCAGAGCAAUGCAGGCUUUGCUGCAGAUUCAGCAGGGCUUGCAGACAUUAGCAACAGAAGCACCAGGGCUUAUACCAGGGUUUAAUCCUGGUUUGGGUGGAUUGGGAAGCACUGGAGUUCCUUCAGGGUCCACUGUACCUAGUUCUGUUCCCAGUGAAAAUACAAGUCCAGCAUCGGGAACUGCUGAAUCUGGUCACCAGCAGUUUGUCCAGCAAAUGCUGCAGGCACUUGCUGGUGCAAAUUCUCCGCAGCUACAAAAUCCAGAAGUUCAGUUUCAGCAACAACUGGAGCAGCUGAGUGCGAUGGGCUUUCUGAACCAUGAAGCAAAUUUAGAAGCACUAAUAGCAACAGGAGGAGACAUCAAUGCAGCUAUUGAAAGGCUGCUUGGCUCUCAGCCUUCAUAGCAGUGUUUAACUUGAAAAAAUGUAAUUUAUUUUUGAUAACAGCUUUUAAAUCUUUAAAAUACUUUAUUUCAUUCUGACUCUUGCGAUUGUCUUGUUAUAACUAAAAUUGGUCUGACAUGUUUAAGAUAGAGUACAGUAAUUUUCUUCAAACAGUGGGUAUCAAUGCAUUUUCAUUCUGCAUGCAUCACACUUCUUUUGUUCUGCAUUAUUUGUGAUUUUUUGGGGGUGGGGAACCAAAACAAAACAUUUGGGUGAGCAGGUUUUGUCUGACCUACAACUCUCUGAUUCAUAUAUUACUUAAAUGUUAGCCUUUGGUAGUAAUAUAUAUAGAAUACAAAUUAAAAUGGAAACAAAUUAAUUGAAGCUACAAUUUGUGGGUACCAACACUGCUUAUUGUGAUUUUGGCAUGGGGUUUUUUCUGCUAGCAAAACGCUGUAAGAUUUAUACCACUUGAGUAAUCUACAAAUUUUUGCUUUAAUUUGUAUAAAGUAUAAACAAAAUAUAUAUAAUGGAGACACCUAAUUUCUAGAGAUUCACACAUUGCAAUAGAAUGAGAUUAAAAAUACAGCAAAAAAGCCAGAAAAAAGUUAAAACUUGUUUUGGUGUAGCAUAUGUCAGCAUCUUUGGUAACCAUCUCUGCAAAAAAUGCUUAAGCAAAUUGAGUUAAGAUAUACUAAAAUUGCUGUUCUGGUUAUUUCUUUACAUCUAAUUUUACAGAAAAAUGCAUUGUUGCAUUCUUACAUUGUCUCAAUAUUCACAAAGAUUAACUGUAAACUACCUUUAUCAUUAUGCAGGCUAAAGGGCACUGCCUUGUGCUCUGGAACUGCUUCUAAAGCAUUUGAGGUUGUUCCAUUGAGGUUCUAACAUGUAUUCUGAUUUGUAAUUGGAAACAUUACUUUCAUUCAUGGUCAUGUGAUAUUCUAAUUAUAUUUAGCCACCAUGUAAAAAUAUUGUAUAUCUUUUGAGUUUUCAUUGGUAGUUACUUGUG
Messenger RNA from Indicator indicator, 2772 nucleotides. It is a transcript of the gene UBQLN1, whose product is annotated as ubiquilin 1. Gene Ontology annotation, molecular function: polyubiquitin modification-dependent protein binding. Gene Ontology annotation, biological process: ubiquitin-dependent protein catabolic process. The record is from RefSeq and is a predicted model, not a curated record. Gene Ontology annotation, cellular component: cytosol. The transcript has 11 exons. Bases 21 to 1784 code for a protein of 587 amino acids. NCBI's taxonomy places the organism in Eukaryota, Metazoa, Chordata, Aves, Piciformes, Indicatoridae.